GUUGCUUCUUAAAUGGUUUAUCGUCAAUCUGUGAAAUAAGCAAUUUCUUCUUCUUUAUUUUAAUUCUUCUUCUUUUUUUUCCUCAGUUUUGCGACGAUGUCUCUCUAAAGAAGUGUUUCGAUUAGAUAAGACUCUAGGUUCAUAGUGCGAUCGAGAUGCAGUCCACAUAAGAGACUGAGAUUUCACAGAAUCCGAGUCAGUUAAGCAUCGCGUGUACCGGCAAAUCUUCUCAAGGAUUAUUAAUUGAAAGUGCUUUAUUUUAGUGCUUAUUAUUUACAUGUGCUAAUCAAAAUAUGUACCCGCGAGAGAAUUUGGACUCGCAAUCUUGUCAACGAUGAUAAUCAAUUUAUGACAAUAUUGUUUCUAUAAUUAUUUUAUCGAAUUUAAUCAGGACCAUUUUUUGUGUCGUGAAAUUGUAUCUUUACUUGUUUUUUCUGAUUUAUGGAACUUUAAAUUUAGUAAUUAAAAUCGAGUAUGGAAUAGAAUUUGUAUUGUAACGGUUUAAUUAUUAUCAUCAAAAAUGCCAGCUUGUUCGAGUGAAAAUUAUCCUCGAUUUUGGAGUCCACCGCCAUCUAGAAGCAGUAGUGCAUCACCACCAUUGCCAAGUUCGCCAAUUUCAAAAUCACCGCCUUCUUUAUUGGAGCAUUUGCCAUCUUCUGUUUCACCAAUUCCUCAUAAGGAAUCACAUAUUUCGACACUUAAAAGAAGUACGUCUAAUUUGUCAAAUUCGAUUGUUAUUAAUAGUCCAAGACGUCGUAGUCAACUGAUGAUACAAAAUAAUCAUCAAUCCGAACAACAAAGGGCAUUUCUACCUGUACGAAUUUUCACCUGGUAUUUAGGAAUGAUUUCCAGUGUAAUUCAAUGGACUUUAAAUACAAUGGGUUAUGCAAUAUGGGCACCUGGUUUAUGGGCUUCGGCCUGGGUUUGUUUAUUUUGGAUAAUGCUUCAAUUACCAUUGACAAUAUUAAAAUGGUUCAUCACAAUUCUUCAUACGCCCGCUUCUGAACGUUCACGUAAUAAAAGAUGUGUUCUUAUAAGUGGUGGAAGUACUGUACAAACUGUUCGUCUGGCACAAAAUUUCUACAAGGCAGGUGCUCGUGUUGUUGUAUUUGAUUUAGAGGGUCUUUUUGCACUUGCAAAAUAUUCAACGGCAUGUUCAAAGUAUUAUACAGUGCCAAAACCUGGUCCAGGUAGUGCGGCAGAAUAUGUUAAAGCUCUUAAGGAUAUUGUUCAAAGAGAAAGAGCGGCAUAUUAUAUUCCAGUUUGUGCAACUAGUGCAGCAUAUUAUGAUGCACUUGCAAAACAAUAUUUGGAAAUAAUGGGUUGUGAAUGUUUUGUACCGGGUGCUGCUGAGGUUACUGUUUUGGAUGAUCCAUUGGAAUUGAUGAGACGAUGUCGUUCAUUGGGAUUAGCGACACCGACGAAUUUUGUUCUUCGUACAGAAGACGAUGUCACUUGUUUAUAUGAGACUGGAAGUUUGAGAACAGGUAGACAUGUGAUGUUGGCUGCUGGUCCAGCUGGUAUGAGAGAUAGAACAAAAAUCACAUUACCACCAACUGUACGCGAAUUUCGUCAUCAGGAACAUGAGAUUAGUGAAAGGAGACCUUGGAUGGUGAUUCGUGAUCCAGGUGGUAGUCAUUUUAUUACUUGUACAACAAUAAAAGAUUCAAAAGUUGUUGCCAAUAUAACGUGUAGAGUUGAUGAAAUAAAGGGACUUAUUCCUGAGGAGAGAAUUGAUGUUAAUCAUUGGUUGGAGAGAUUUUUUACAAGGACUUUUGGAAGUCGUAUCAAUGGUCAUUUAAGUUUUAGACUGGCCAUUUCAAGAGAGACUGGGGAAUUGAUAUCAAUUGGAUGUCGUGUUGGUAUUGGAUUGCCAUACAUUUGUCAUACGAGUGUACAUCCGCGAUUGGUUUGGAGACCUUGUAAACAUUUUUCGAGGCAUAAUUCGGGACCACUUGUGAUUGGUGAGAGACCAUUGAAUCAAGAAGCUAUUGACACUGCAUUAAAAUCAUCAUCAUGUGAAAAUACUUCACGACUUUUGGGCACUGUUCUUGAUAAAAGACAAGCUCUUUUUGUUUAUUGGGAUCCGUUGCCCUAUUGCGCAUAUUAUUAUCUUCAAUUGCCGUUUAGGCGAGUUGCUGGUGUCAUCAGAGCCCAACCUGGGAAACAUAAUCCACCUCUUGCGGUAGUGCGAUAAAUGUUUUUUUUUUGUUAAAUUAUUGAAAAAACUGUUGUGCAAUUACGAAAUUCAUCAGCUGGACAAGGUGCAAAAGAGUGGAACAAAUUAAUUAAUAGAAUGCCAACAUAGAAUUUAAAUCUAAUUUUCAGAUAGUAAUGUAAUGCCUCUAUAGACUAGACGCGAAAUCUACAUUAUCGGCAGAAAAUAAAACAGCACUUCUACUUUAUCACUCUAGCAAAAGAAGUAUAAACCGGCUCAAAUUUUUAACUACAUUCUAGGGGUUAAAACAACUGUUUUUUUGUUUGUUCGAAUUUGGCUUGUCCUUCAUCAAAAAAUUUAAAUAUUUCUUAAUUAUUACAAACACUUGUAAAUAUCAUUUUAGUCAUCAAAGAAAUUGUAUUUAUCACUCAAUAUAUUUUAUGUAAUUUUAA
This is a messenger RNA of Leptopilina boulardi, 2610 nucleotides long. RefSeq lists its product as uncharacterized. The transcript has a single exon. Bases 521 to 2197 code for a protein of 558 amino acids. NCBI's taxonomy places the organism in Eukaryota, Metazoa, Arthropoda, Insecta, Hymenoptera, Figitidae. The record is from RefSeq and is a predicted model, not a curated record.